This is a messenger RNA of Miscanthus lutarioriparius, 768 nucleotides long. The record is from the annotation of a GenBank genome assembly. Lineage: Eukaryota; Viridiplantae; Streptophyta; Magnoliopsida; Poales; Poaceae.
AUGGGGCGGGAGAUGGACGACGAGGACCUGGUGGAGGAGCUCCUGGUGACCGUGAACUCGGCGCGCGCCUUCGCGGAGUUCCGGCGCACGCAGCGCAAGGAGUGCGCCAAUCUCCUCCGCUGGCUGCAGCUCGUCCUCCCGCUCCUGGAGGAGCUCCGCGACGCUGCCCCCCGGCUCACCGACGACGCCUACCGCCGGCUCGCCCUGCUCGGCCGCGCGCUCGCUGCCGCGCGACGCCUGCUGCGAUCGUGCCACGACGGCAGCAAGAUCUACCUGGCGCUUGAGAGCGAGACGGUGCUGGCCAAGUUCCGCGACGUGUACGAGAAGAUGCACAGCGCGCUGGACGGGAUGCCGUACGCCGAGCUCGCCAUCUCCGAUGAGGUCAAGGAGCAAGUGGAGCUGAUGAACGCGCAGCUGACGAGGUGCAAGAAGCGAACGGACACUCAAGACAUGGAGCUGUCAAUGGAUCUGAUGGUGAUCCUCCAGAACAAGGAGGAGGAGAGGAACGCCGACAGGGCCAUCCUGGAGAGGCUCGCCAAGAAGCUGGAGCUGCAGACGCUGGCGGAGCUGAGGGCAGAGACGAUGGCCAUAAAGAAGCUCAUCAACGACAGGAACAGCAACGGCGGCGGGCAGCACGCGGUGGCGGACAGCACCAGGCAGAUGGUGGACCUUCUCAACCGGUUCAAGGAGAUCGCCGGCGUGGACGAGAAGGACGUCCUGGGCGGCGACGUGUCCAUGCCCAAAAGCCUUGACAAGUGCCCUCCCUGA